Mycena indigotica is the source of this 1515-nucleotide messenger RNA. Its product is annotated as Metalloprotease. Gene Ontology annotation, molecular function: metallopeptidase activity. The record is from RefSeq and is a predicted model, not a curated record. Lineage: Eukaryota; Fungi; Basidiomycota; Agaricomycetes; Agaricales; Mycenaceae. The coding region runs from base 1 to 1515 and encodes 504 amino acids. The transcript has 6 exons.
AUGUCCAUUCCUGACGGUGAUUGGCGAACCGGACGGCGGAAAGCCUUUGUCUACCGCGCGCAACGACGACGAGUACUUUCCUCCUGCCAGGCCUACGCUGGCCCACCGUCGCCCACCGUCCUCCGGGAGGGCUCUGGGCAUGGACAGCAGCCAUCACCCAUCCACGCGCACGACGAACGCCAAGACUUGCGCGUCCCGCCCCGUCUUCUGCAAAACCCUCAUCCAGAUCCUCUCGGCCUGCAUUUCCGCCGCUGCGCUGUCUCAACUCUAACACUCAUCUACGGAACGGUCCUCCAAAUCCCGGGCGGGACAUCGUCGUCUGCAGACAGAGAGUCGGCCAGAGCACGCCAGAAACCGGAGGUCAAGCCCGCUGUUGCGCUUCGUUUAUUGCCCACGGGUAAACAAGCCCGCUCACUGAGACCGGCCGCAGUCCUGGCCAAGUCUGUCAAGCCCCAGUCUCGAAUCCAUCGCCGCGUCUCCCGACGAACUGUCCGGCGUGCUACGGCCUCGAAGCGCCGCGAUUGGUCAUCCGUGUCAACGGCGACCGUGACGAUCCCUCGUCCCGCUCACUGGCAUCGCCGGACCUAUAAGAGCCGGGGUAGUGGAGACGAAACGGGUGGUCUCACCAUGAUCGCCCUCAACGUGCUCGUCCUCGCACUCAGCGCCGUCUCCGCGCUCGGCAGCCAGAUGGCGCCUCGCGGGCCCGGCCGUGUUUGCGGCACCGAAAUCUCCGCCGCGCAAAAGGACGCCGUCGAGGCCGACUUUGCCGCCCGGCGGACGGGGCUGGCUGCGACUGCGAAGAAGCCCAAGUCCGUGACGAUCCCGACCUAUUUCCAUGUUAUCCGCGGCGCGUUGGAUGACGGGAACGUCCCUGAUUCCCAGAUUGCUGAGCAAAUGCGCGUCCUCAACGCCGCCUUCGCCAACACAUCCUAUUCAUUCGAGCUCGUCGAGACGACCCGCACGGUCAACAUAAACUGGUUCGAAUUCGCGUCGAACUACGAGGACGGCAUCUACGACCAGACCGAGAUGAAGACCGCGCUGCGCCGCGGCGACGCCAGAACGCUCAACCUGUACUCGGUCGGGUUCCGCGAGGGGACAGCGAAUAUGUUUGGCCUGCUCGGCUACGGCACCUUCCCCUUCAGCUACGAGGAGGCGCCCAAGGACGACGGUGUCGUGGUCCUGUACAGCACUCUCCCCGGCGGCACCACGGAGCCCUACAACCUGGGUGCGAAUUUGGUUCACGAGGUCGGCCACUGGACGGGCCUCUACCACGUCUUCAACGAGGGAGACCUUUCGGGCACAUGCGACGGCUCGACGGACCUGGUCGAGGACACCCCGGCGCAGCGCUCCCCAACCAACGGCUGCCCCGAGGGCAAGGACACCUGCCCCGACCUCCCCGGCCUCGACGCCAUCCACAACUUCAUGGACUACAGUACCGACGACUGCCUCAACGACUUCACGCCGGGCCAGAUCGAGCGCAUGCACGCGCAGAUGGGGGUCUACCGUGGGAUCUGA